AUGGCUGAGACGACGUUGCUUCAACUACUCAAACUCCACCAGGACGAUGACGGCCUAGACGACGUCAUUGAAGAAGUAGAUUUUUCUCAUCAUCAAACCCAUCCCCACCGCCAUCAUCUCGAUCCCUACUGGUCUUCCGAUUUCGAUGCUAUUGGGUUUCUCGAAGAGCCCACUUCGGCAAAUGUGGAAAAUUCAGGGUUCGUAGCUGAAAAUUUUGAGGGUGGGGACCAUUUUGUAACCGGGUUGCGAGUCGUGGAUAUCGGGUCGAAAUCGGAUUCUGAUAUAAACCAUGAUGUUGAGAUUGAUUUUAGUGCUGACGAUGAUGAUAUAAGUGAGGGUGAUGAUGAUCCAAGCCUUAGGCUCUGUUGGGAUUCUUUUCAGAUUGAGGAUCAUAGAGAAGUUAAUGAGGAUUUUGAGUGGGAGGAAGUGGAUGAAGGAGUUGAUGAGAGAAAGGUUCUGAGCAUGUUUCUGGAUGAUGAUGACAUGCCGGUGAUGGCCCGGGAGGAGAGUGCAGAUGUAUCUAGGAAUUUGGACUGGGAGGUUUUGUUAGAUGUGCAGAAUUUGGAAGCAAUCCCCGAGAAUGUGACAGAGACGGCCAUGGGAUUGCGUGGGGGUUGCGCAGGGAAGAGUAAGGGAGGUGAGGGAAAUCAAAUAGAAAGGUGGACUAUGUGUGCCCUUUUUGCUUAG
This is a messenger RNA of Coffea eugenioides, 687 nucleotides long. RefSeq lists its product as uncharacterized. NCBI's taxonomy places the organism in Eukaryota, Viridiplantae, Streptophyta, Magnoliopsida, Gentianales, Rubiaceae. The record is from RefSeq and is a predicted model, not a curated record. The transcript has 2 exons. The coding region runs from base 1 to 687 and encodes 228 amino acids.